Molecule: messenger RNA, 4579 nt
Organism: Dreissena polymorpha
Lineage: Eukaryota; Metazoa; Mollusca; Bivalvia; Myida; Dreissenidae
Exons: 4
Coding region: 210-4490 (1426 amino acids)
Molecular function (GO): ADP binding
Source: RefSeq, a predicted model, not a curated record
GUCAGAUAGGCCGAGAUGUACGUCAUACAGCCGAAAACAAGUUAACCGAGGUUGAUCUACAGAACAUUUUCCAAACAUUGCCCACGCUACUGGCUGACUCAGUUUGUUUGUUGCAAGAUCCAUCUGCGACGAUAGCGCUCAAGAAUCUUGUUGAUUUGCAGAAUGAUCGUACGUCCCAGAGCGAUCUGGGUAAGCUGUUGAAAGAAACCAUGCAAACACUUGAUCAGACGAAAGAGGAUGUAAAACUAAUGUUUAUACGGGCGGAAAAUACUCUGACAGAAGGCCUGCACAAAUUAGAAGUCGAUAUACACGCUGGAGAACAACGAAUUGAAAGCAUAACACACGAUGAAAAACAACGCCUUGAAAGCAGGAUACAUGAUGGAGAACAUCGCAUUGAACGCAAGGCAGAGGAAUUAGAACAACGCUUUGAAGGAAUGACACAAGAUGGGGAACAACGCAUUAAAAUAAGUACAAAUGAUGGAGAAGAACGCAUUGACAAAAAGGCAGAGAAAGUAGAACACCGCCUUGAAAUUAUAACACAAGAUGGAGAACAACGCAUUUGCAUAAGUACAAAUGCUGGAGAACAGCGCAUUGAAAGCAAGGAAGUGGAAGUAGAACAGUACCUUGAACUGAGGACACAAGAUGGAGAGCAACGCAUUAAAAUAAGUACACGUGAAGGAGAACAACGAAUUGAAAGCAAGGAAGAGGAAGCAACACAAUGCCUUGAGCGUAGGACACAAGACGGAGAAAAACGCAUAACAAGCAUGACAAAUGAUGGAGAACAUCAACUUGAAAGCAAGGCAGAAAAAGUUGAACAACGCCUUGAACUAAGGACACAAGAUGGAGAACAACGUAUAACAAGCAAGACACAUGAAGGAGAACAACGCCUUGAAAGUAAGGCAGAGGAAGUAGAACAACGCCUAGAACGAAGAAGACAAUAUGGAGAACAAAGCAUUAAAAUAAAUGCAAAUGAUGGAGAACAUCGCAUUGAAAGCAAGGCAGAGGAAAUAGAAGAACGCAUUGAAAGAAGGACACAAGAUGGAGAACAACGCAUUACAAGCAAGACAAAUGAUGGAGAACAUCACAUUGAAACUAAGGCAGAGGAAGUAGAACAACGCCUUGAACAUAGGACACAUGAUGGAGAACAACGCAUAACAAGCAGGACAAAUGAUGGAGAACAACGCAUUGAACGCAAUACCCAGGAAGGAGAAAGACGCAUUGACAACAAGACAUGGGUUGGAGAACGUCGCAUUGACAACAAGGUUUAUCAUGGGGAACAACGCCUUGACAAAAAGAUACAUGAUGUGGAACAGCGCCUCGAACAGUCAAAACAUACAAACGCACCUGAGGAUUACGAGCGAGGCGUAGCAGAACUUAUCCAAUGUAUCAAGAACUAUUACAACAGCAAAUUAAGUCACGUGACCAUAUCUGCACUAAAUGACGCCGUCGAUGAGCUACUACGAGAUAUGUAUAUGCCGCCCAAAAUUUGCCUUAUGUGUAAAGAAAAGGGGACAUAUAAAAAAACAGAGAAACAGGUUACAAAGUACAAGGAUAUGUUUUCAAAAGAUGACCCAGUGAACACAAGAAUAUUCCUCCAAGGUGAGGCGGGGUCUGGUAAAACCACAUUCGCGACAAAGUUGGCCUUGGACUGGUGCUUAAACAAAUCAUGCAAACUUAGUCCUCCGAAGUCAAGUUCUCAGUUCGAUUACACAUCACGUAUGUUUGAUGAUUUAAAUGUACUGCAAGACUUUAUGUUUGUAUUUCAUAUCAGAUUGAGAAAUUCGUUUGAGUUGUCUAACGUAACAGAAAUGAUUAAAAAACAAAUUAUAAACAAUAUACACACAAAGGAAGAUCGUAAAAAAGCGUAUGCGCUUCUUAAUGAGAUCAUGAAACGUGAACGGUGCUUGAUAAUUUUGGAUGGUCUAGAUGAGUGGACAGGUUCUGGAGGUCAUCACAACCUACCAACACUGGUCGAAAACCACAGCCGCUGUAUACUGUUGAUUACAACUCGACCUUGGAAAUUGGCUGAAGGAAAAGUUAAGCAUUCUGAUAUUUGCCGAUUGUUCCAACUAGAAGGAAUAAACGAUCAUUUCAAGCUGAGCAGAAUUAUUCUGAGUUGUUUGGUAGAUAAAGAGGAAUUGGACGAAAGACAAGCCGCAUUUGAGAACUACAUACGGGGACUGAAAAUCGGCGCAUUAGUGUCAUCCCCAAUGAUGUUUUCUGUCAUCGUAUGUUCAUUUGUAGAAGGCACAAAACUGAAAGGCUCCAUGUGUGAAAUAUACAGCAUCGUGCUUGAUAGUCUUCUUAAGAAGGCGAGCAGUAAAAGGAAAUACUUUCAAAAACCGCAAUUUAAAUGUUUUACAGAGACACAAUACCUACAACCAAAUAUUGACAACGUCAUCGACAUUGCUGAAGCUGCGUUUUGUUUGCUGUUUUCAGAUACACAGGAACAUUCGAUUGUAUUUGGUGCUAAAGAAAUAGACGCAUUUUUAGACGACACACAAACAGAAUUUGCUCUGAAAGCCGGUAUUUUAACAGAAACAAAGACAUUGUUUGCAGUAAGAUCCACAUCAACGUUUUCCUUUAUACACAAAAGCGUCCAGGAAUUCUUUGCUGCUUACCAUAUCGCCUGCAAUGAAAACGUCAUUUAUGACGUAAUUUCUGAAAACCUCAAACGGCGCCCCUAUCUUGAUAUCCACUUAGUUUUUGUAUUCCUGUGUGGAUUAAAAAUAUCAGCAGCGAAUGCACUCUCUCAAUUGAUGGAAGAAUGUGCCUUGGCGGCUAUUAGGAAAAAAAAAUUAGGAGAUUACUGCGGACUUCGUCAUCAAGACACUGUCUGCGAUGGUUACAUUGAGGCUGUUGCAAAUAUGCAGACUGAUAUUAACUUGCGACACAGUCACUUAAGCUUCGUUUUUUUAUUCGAUUCGAUCAAGAAUCCUGUUUUACAGAACAUCUGGAAUAUGAACGCGCCAAAUGCCUUGUCAUUAACUGUGACUUCAUUUUUACGUGCGAGUGAAGAGUCUAAAUCUAGUAUUUUGAUUGACUUGUCAUCGUGCCACAAGUUGGAUACAUUAAAACUCUACGGACAAUAUAUAGAAUUCAAAGAUACUGGCAGUUCGGCCAAAGCGGAUGUUCAUGUCUGGAUUACUCUUAAAAGUUCAGACAGGGCACAGUAUGAGUACUCUACCCAAUUGCUGCCUUGUAUAAAAUACAUUAAAUUCUCGAGGUUAACUUGCUCUCCUCUUUUGCUACGCGGCCUGUUCAGCGUGCUGCUGACACUCGAUCAUGAGGUACAGUUUGAUCUUGAAAACCCGUACAUAACACCAUAUGCAGAGAACGCAGCCAACUUAUCAAAUGCACGUGUUGGCAUGAGAAUGUUCGGACAACCAACAGAUAUGGCUUUAUUAAACAAUACAUUAAAAAUAUUACUGGUGGGGAAUUACAGUCCCGGUCUGUGGGUGUCUCUCUGUGGUUUAAAUAUCAAGAGUCUUAGUCUAUGUCGUAAUAUCAAGAGUCUUAGUCUAUGUCGUUGGUCUGGAGAUUUGGAAGUGAAAUAUGUAUCGUUUUUGUCGCAUUCGCUUUCGUCACUCACGCAACUGGAAACGCUUAGUAUUAAAGCGUCUGUACACAAUCCCGGUCUAUGGAAGGCUCUCCGUGGUCUGAAUAUUAAGUGUCUUAGUCUUGAUGGUGGGAGAGGAGGUUUUAAAGAAGAAGAUGUAGAUUCAAUAUCGCAGUCACUUUCAACGCUCACAAAGCUGGAAACGCUAAGCAUUAAAGUGGAUAUUGAUAGCCCAAGUCUGUGGAAGGCACUUCAUGGUCUGAAAAGCAAAGGUCUGAGUCUGGGAGGUUCAACAACGGAAGGUUUGAUAUUGACACGUUGUCUUUCGGAGAGUAUCCGUGGUAUAAAUAUCAAGAGUCUGAGUUCGAGAGGUUAUUAUGGAAGCCUGAUCGUUAAGCAUGCAUCGCUGUUGUCACAGACAAUAUCGUCGUUAAAAUACUUGGACUCGCUUACAGUACAUCUGCACACAUAUAUCGACAUCAAGCUACCUCCGACAUUGAAAUGUUUAAAUUUCUACUGCGAUGCUUUGCUUCCAUCCGAAUUACGCGAACUGGUUAACAAGUUGUUCGCAAGUACUCAAGCGCUUGAAGGUAACCUGGCAUUUAAUUGUGCGUCUUCUUCUUUCGAUGGCUUAUAUCUCAAACGAAUUCAACCGGAAGACUACAUCGCUUUUUAUCAGGAACUGGAAAACCGGAAGCAAGUUGCCGUCAAACGAUUUCAAAUAUAUGACCGAACGACUCACUUGAAUAAGUGGAUUGAUUUUGCCGAUUCUGCCUGGUCUGAACGUGCAAAUAAAGGUGUUGUUGAUGAUGAUCAUGGUGACGAUAGCGUUGAUGAUGAUGCAUAUAACUUUUACCUUCAAAGUAUAUCUCGAGAAAUCAUCAAUCGAAUUUCACUGCGAAUUCAGGUUAUUCCAGCCAUGGUCAAAUGAAAUUAAACAUAAACUGUGCAAAUAAUACGUAUGUAAACAUCAUCAAUGCCCUUAAUGUUUUAAGAUAACUUGUUAAUAAACUGAAUAAU